Molecule: messenger RNA, 6758 nt
Organism: Cladocopium goreaui
Lineage: Eukaryota; Dinophyceae; Suessiales; Symbiodiniaceae
Source: the annotation of a GenBank genome assembly
AUGCAAGCCCUAAACCUUUUCAAGAUGGAAUGGGCCAAGGCGGUUCAGCUCAUCGAGGUUGGGCUGGACGACUUAGAGACGGCGGCAUUGGUGGCAGAUUGGCAGCAUAGGAAUGGAAGGUACUUCGUGUUUGAACAGCCGGAUGGAGCUCGGUCUUGGGCAGAAGCUUGCAUUGAAAGGUUGGUGAGGAUGCCAGGGAUAUGGAGAACAAGGUGUGACAUGUGCGCCUAUGGUAUGGCAGUAGGCGAUGAAGGCUUCAACUUGAAGCCCACUGGUAUCAUGACCAACUCCUCAUGCAUUUCCAGAAGAAUGAGUCGAAGAUGUCCAGGACACCAUCAGCAUGAGGCACUGCUUGGUGGAAAGGCACGGAAGGCGCAAGUCUAUCCAAAGGAGUUCUGUGAGCAAAUCAUCAAAGGAAUCAAAGAACAGAUGCGUCAGGAUGGAGGUUGGCAAUGCGCCAGCAACUAUGUCUUUGCCGCAGAGGACGAUGAGGUAGAAGAUGAAGAAGAGCUUGCCCCAGAAGACAGCAAGCCUGAGGAGGUUAUCGGAGAGAAGGGAGGAGCCGACAGUCUGAGCGCUCAAGAACAGGCGUCGGUCCUAAAGCUUCACAAGGGCAUUGGUCAUCCACCUUUGGCAGAGUUUAUCCGCUUCAUGAAGGCAGCAAGAGUGCGAAGUGAGGUGGUGCGUUGGGCGGCAAAGAACUUUCGGUGUGAAAGCUGUGAGGCCAGGUCUCGAACAAAAGCAGUGAGACCAGCCACCAUCCCAAAGACCUUUCAGCCAAACAAAGUCAUUGGAGUUGACCUGAUUUACAUACCUGCAGUUGGAGGACAGCAACAGGUGCCAGCAUUGUCCAUUUUGGACUGGGGAACUAACUACCAAAUGGUGGAACUGAUUCCCAACAAAGAGCCAGGCACGGUGUGGCGGACACUGUGGAGCUGUUGGGCAAGAGUUUUUGGUCUUCCUGAAGUAGUCGUCUGCGACGCAGGAAAGGAGUUUGCCUCCGAGUUUGUGAAAACAGCCUCCGCAAAUGGAAUUGUGAUUUACCAGAUAGGGGCUCGGGCGCCUUGGCAGAAUGGCAAGACAGAGCGCCAUGGUGCACACUUUAAAGAGCUGCUGGAGAAGGCCAGAGCUGAGAUGGUGGUCACUGAGGAGGCGGAAUUGAGGAGACUGAUGCAAGAGGUUGAAAGUGUGAAGAACAGGUUUUCCAACAGAUCAGGAUUUUCUCCCAUUCAACGACAAAUUGGCCAAUGGCCAAGGGCGCCCACCGAGAUCACUUCAGACGAGGUGAUUGACCCAACGCUGGUGGCAGGUGCCUUGGUAGAUGAUGUCGAACGAAUAUGGGAGAUGCGAAGAUUGGCCCAGAAAGCCUUUGUCGAGCACAACGCUCGAGCAGCAGUUUCCAAAGCUUUGAGGGCUCGCAGCCGAACAUCUGUUGAAUACCAACCUGGAGAUUUUGUGUAUGUGUACCGGGUCCACCGCCAAAGAAAGCGAAAGGUCGGUGGAGUCGUGGACAUUGACCACGCCAAGAACAAACCUACAUGGGUCGGCCCUGGAACGGUGGUAGCACCAGAUGGUGCAAACCUUUGGAUCACAGUUUGGGGCGAGCUUUGGAAGGUUGCAAAAGAACAGUGCCGCUUGGCUACAAACAUGGAGAAGCACGGCGUUGAACUUGUGCUUAGGGAGUGCAAGGAUUUAGUUGAAGAAUACAAGAAGACCUCCAAGAGGGCAGGCUACAAAGACAUAACCAACGAACCUUUUCCUGAGGAUGAAGAGGGGAUGCUGGAAGAUCAGCCAGAACAUCAAGAUGAGGAUCAUGCCCCGAGACAGGUCAGGUUCAACGACAUAGCAGAGGAAGAAGGCUACUCCCCAAGCAUUGCGGAAGAUGAUCCGCCAGCGGCAGAAGUGAGGAGAGCUUCCAACUCUUCAAGGCAAACCAUUGAAGAGCCAGAGUUUGAGCGCAGUGAUGUUCAGUCAAUUGGCAGCGGACAGAGCAUGGAGUCCACAGACUCCGGCAAUACUCCACAGUCCCAGUCUGCUCCUCAAGUACCAGAUCACCAGCCCACUCUGGAGCAGGUUCAAGACCCAACUUUUAUGGAAAGGGUGCAGGAAUCCACAGCGAGUGCCAAUAGGUUGGAUGGGAUUCCAUCCAACGCUCCAGCGCCAGUCAGAGGAUGGAGGAUCAGAGAAAAUCGUACUGAUCCCUAUUUCACUGAGUUUUGCUGGGUAGAAGAGCGCGAAGCAGAGGAGUUUGAACUGGAAAGGGCCCGAGAGAGGGCAAGCUUUUUGGUCCAAAGUGCAGCACCAACAAAACGGCAAGAUUUUUGGGAAAUUGAUGUUAAAAAGGGGCUGGCAGUCAAGCAUCAUGUGAGAAAGAGACAAGCACUUUUCAGUCCCAAGCAUGAUCACAGUUUGCCUUUUGCAUUGGACAAACUGUCCGAAAAGAGAUACACUCAAAUCAAUUAUCUCGCCAACCGUCCAGCCGAGACAAUCGAAGACAGCUGGAUCAAGAAGGGAUCUACAGCCAAGCGCGAGACAUGGUGGACCGGUACCUCCACCUUCGCGCUCAAGAAGAAGGCUGAUGGCGAGGAGGUAGAGGCUCUCAACGUUUUGGCAACUGAAAAGAGAAGGUCAGAUGAUGUAGACAUGAGAAAGGAAUGCAAGAAAGAUUUGGCAGAAUGGAGGAUUGCAGAUGCAGAGGAAUGGCAGAAGGUGACGUCCACCGACGCAGUCAGAGUUUUGUCCUUAGAAGAAUCUAGGCAGGUCAAAGCUCAACUUCAGAAGGAGGGCAAGAUUGACAGGAUUUUGCCAACCAAAUUUGCCAGAAGGUACAAGCCGGCAGAGCAACCCGGUCAACCUGCGGUGAAAAAGAGUAGGCUUUGCAUUCGUGGAGACCUAGAUCCGGACAUAUUGACCUUGGAGAAGUUUUCACCAACUGUCAACACAAUGAAUCUUGCAGUCAUGUUUCAAAUCGCCGCCAAUGAGAACAUGCUAGGACAGAUUGGAGACCUCAAGAAUGCGUUUUGCCAAAGUGGGAAGUUGGAGCGGAAGAGUGGCAAGCUGUAUUUUCGCAUGCCGGCUGAAGGAAUUGAUGGAGUUUCAAGCGAGCAGCUGGUCGAAAUUGUUGCAGGUUGCUAUGGGCUCGUCGACGCUCCUUUGCACUGGCGUCGCUCUCUCACCGAUUUCCUCAAGUCCCUUGGCUACAUCCAGAGCCGUUUAGAUCCAUGUCUCUUCAAACUGUAUGAUGAUCAGAAAAUCCUGCAGGGCAUGAUAGCCAUAGAGGUAGACGAUCUCUUCAUGGUAGGACACAGUUUUCAUUUGGAGAAGAUCCAGCAGUUGCGUGAGAAGUUUGUCUUUGGCAAGUUUGUGACGUUGAAGGAGACUCCAGAUGGAGCUGCUUUCAAUGGUAGAAGAAUCAAACAAUUGCAAAAUGGAGAGUUUCAGAUUGACAUGCAGAAGUUUGUUGAAGAGCGUUUAGGAGAACUGGUUUUGGAAAAGGGCAGGGCAUCUCAGAGAAAGGCCGAGGCCAACGAGAAGGAAGUCAGUCAAGCUAGGGCAGUUUGCGGUGCACUGAACUGGUUAGCAAAAGAGGGAAGACCUGACGCAGCAGGGCCAUCAAGUCUCAUGUCAUCAAAAUUAGCCACUUUGAAGAUUGAAGACAUCCUGUUGCUCAACGAGGUGGUUAGGAAUUUGAAGAAAACAUCAAAACUUUCACUUCGUAUUCAACCCCUUCGCAAAAUGAAGUUCAGUGUCGUCAGCGAUGCCUCAUUUGGAAAUGAUCAAAUGCAUUCACAAGGUGGUCAAAUGAUCUUGUGCCAUGAGGAUGGACUGCAGGAGAAUCAGCGCGUGCGCGCCAAUCUUCUGUGCUGGCGAAGCAGCCGCUUGCAGCGUGUCGUAAACAGCACACUGGCAGCUGAGACCCAAAGUCUAUCUCGUGGACUGGGAGAUUUAUUGUGGGUGAUGGUCCUGUUUGAGGAGCUACGAGACCCUGAUUUCUCCAUUCGAGAUUGGCCCCAACGACUGAGCGGCAGUGAGGUUUUGGCUUUGGCAUCUACUUCAUCUUCUGAGAGGCUUAAAGGUAGUUUGGCGAUAGUUGACGCGAAGAGUCUCUAUGACCAACUGUGCAAGGAAACAAUCGGUGGCCAAGACAAGCGAACGGCCAUUGAAGUACAGAUAAUUCGUGAGGAUUUGAACAGCCUAUCGGGCAAAGUCCGGUGGGUGGACCACCAAGCUAUGGUGGCUGACACACUUACAAAAGUCAAGGGUUCAUGCGAGUCUUUGUAUAGAUUGCUUGCGUCUGGGGAGUUUCAACUGGUGGCAGAAGAAGACCACUUAAGUGCAAGACAUCAGGCAAAGGAACAAGGGCAGACCAAUACGGAUCUGCGCCGGUUUGGAGUCAACAAGAUUUUGGGGAGCUGUGAAACGAUUGAAACGAAGGAACCACACUUGACUCCAAACCAUCCUGAGACAGCUGCUAAGCAGGCUCUCGCAUUGGCACGAGAGGUCAGGGACAUUGACAUGAUUGGCCAGGUGCUUCAGGUUCUCAUGCAGAUCAGUGGGCAGGAGCUGUUCUGGGGUGAGCUCAUGAUGGCCAAGAAAGUGGGAGACCGGAAGAGGGAGGCACUUACAGAGGGAGGCAUUCGCUCAACUAAAGAUGGCGGCCGCGAUGGCUAUGCAGGACAGACCACGGGAAGCCAUUCGCAGAGCCACCGAAGUGAUGGAGCAGCUGCGCCAGGCAAGGCAGCCGUGCAUUGGGACACGUUGUCACGACCGUUGUAUGCCCCUAAUAUCAAGCAAUGGUUUCUGCGGGAUGUUCGUGGGUUGUACUCAGUGGAGGCUGCCUAUCUCCUUGUUGAGCUGCAGUGCCAGGCAAAGAGGACUAUGGAUGCCAAACGGUCUGCAAAGGAUGUGCAGCGGCUCUUCAAAGAGAUCGGUGAUACCAAGGGUGCUGUGAACGUUCUGCAGUACCUGACCUCUGUGUUUUUGGAGGCUGGUGAGCAGCACGAGGCAAUCCAAGCUGCUCGAGACCAGGUGAAGGUCUUCAGAGAAGCUGGUUUCAAGGAAGAAGAGGCUUCUGCGACAUUGGGCUUAGCGGAGAUGACCCAACAGACAAUGGGACCAAGAGACGCGCUCCGCCUGUGCAAAGACGCGGCGUCUAUGUUCAAUUCUGUCGGGGACAUCGGUGGAGAAGCCCGCGCAUUGGCUCAAUGCACCCAGCUGCAUGUUUCCUUGAAGUCAAACAGCACGGCCUCAGAGACAGCAAAACGAGCGGAGGAGUUGGCACGAAGUUCUGGAGAUGCCAAGGUGUUGGCAACGACCCUUCAGGCUUGUGCAGAAGCUUACACCGGCACAGAGAGGUUUGCCGAGGCACUGGAUUUGGCCAAAGAAGCCCUACAGCUGGUAGAGAAGGCACCUGUGAAGGAUGAAGCCGCUAAAGCUUCUGCGCUCGCGUGCCUGGCUUCGGUACACCUCCAGACUGGUCAUCAUGAUGUGAACCACCCUGGAAUCCGCAGCCGACCCCGUGGGUUGAAGGAGGCUGUCAAGGUCAGUGAAGAUGCCUUGGCCAUUCACAGAACGCUCAAUGACCAGUCUGGAGAGAUUGGCGGAGUCCAACGGAUUUUCCACGCUCAUUUGCUUGGACAAGAUGGACCCAAUGCACUGCGCUACGCUCGUGAAUACAUGGAGCUUGCGCAACGCAGUCCACAAAAAGAGAACUUGGGACCUGCUUUGGUCUCCCUGUGCCAGGCUCAUUUUCUGUGUCGCAACUACGAAGAGGCCGAGCGUGCCAAUUUGGAAGCACGAGCCAUCUUUGAGAAAGCUCGAAGCCGCGAGAACUUGGAGAUCUGUGACCAGAUUAUGAGUGAGUUGAAGCAAGAUAUGGAGCGUUCACAGCGCCCUACUCAGCCCAUGGGCAAGGCGAACACCACGCAGGGAGCUGGCUUCGGGUACAACUCGCUGUUGCCAGAGCGACAAGCCCGAUCACAAGGAAAUGGCAUCCAGGCUGGCGGCUUUGGCGUCCCAGCCGGUGGCUUCAGUAGCAGUGAAUCCACUGCUGCUGCCAGCGAAAUCAAACCCGCGGAACGGAAAAGCGAGCGGUCCAAUGACCCGAGUGCUAAGGGCUUCUCCGAAGGAUUAAGAGGAGCCUUCACAAACCGAAACUCAACGCCAACAUCCUCCACACCUGAAUCAACAAGGACGCCUUCUUCGCCCACUCCUGCCGCUUCCGCGUCAGCCAGCGCAAGAAAUGGCAGUGACAGAAGCAGCCUUUCAUCUGGAGCCAAUGGCUAUUCCCAGUCUAGCUCCAGCAGAGCAGGCACUGGGGCACCAACUCGGUCUGGAACAUCCUAUGCCAAUGGCUCUGGCGGCUAUGGCAGCUAUGGCGCCCGAAGUGGCUCCAGCUAUGCCAACGGGUCCGGCUCUAGCUAUGGCAGCUAUGGCAGCUAUGCCAAUGGCCAUGGUGCCAAUGCUCGCGGUGUUCCGUCUGGUGGCUUCGGAGGACGUGGUGUCCCUGCUGGUGGCUUUGGGGGACGUGGGGUCCCCGCCGGUGGCUUUGGAGGCACACAAGCUGCGACAUCCCCCGCUGCUGCACCUCGUGACGAGAGGAAAUCCACUCGGAGUGGGGCGUUCUCUGGCUUUGCGGGCAGAGGGCUCGGUCGAGGGGAGGAGUGAGCGGAAAAAUCUGAGUGAUCUGAGUCCAACCACUUGGACUUGCGAUGACAUGCGAUGACUUCUGAUUAUUUUGCAGUGGAUGGAUAUCGAUG